UUAGUGCGGUGAGUGUACUUAUCGUGCCACUUAUUUAUAUAUUUCAAGGUGUCUCUUUGUAACCUAUGGCAACUUCCGUAUAACUGAAGUUAACAGCACAGGUUUUUUUGUGUGUGCGUGUAAACGUUCCAAACGUUCAACACGCGCUAUCCUGACAACCAGCUGCUCGAGCAAGUAAAUGUCGUGCCGGUCGCUUCGUCUUCACACGCCGCUCAGGGUAGAGGACUCACAGGCUGGAGCUGCAGCUCAGAACUGACGGGGACGCGAUGUCUAAGCGCAAUAAGCAUCCGCUGAACAACGAGGAACAGAUCCAGCUGCUGGAGGCCGUCAAGAUGGGGAAGCUGACGGUGGAGGAAGCCGUGCGGAUGGCCAACGGCCUGGAGCAGGACAACAAGGCGACUGACAUGGUGGGAGAAAGUGACGUGUACAACUUCAAUGUUUACAAAUACAACAAGUUCCGGCAGCGGCAGAAGAGGAUCCUACAGGUGGACUUCUCCGAGAAGGUCUUGUGCAACAUCUCGAAGGGCGCUGUGCACAAGCGCUUCCCGUUCGCCGAGCUGGAGUCGUGCGAAGGCCAGGAAGGGCUGCGCCUCACGCUGUACUUCACGCAGCACCACGAGUACGAGCUCGAGAUCACCUCCGACUUCGACAAGGCCCAGAUCCUGCGACUCGCCCACCUCAUCCUGAACCAGAACAAGGCCCUCUGCCAGGAGCAAGAGGCGACUUUGCCCGGUGCCGAACCCCCGACGAGUGCUAGGGUGGUCAAGGAGGGGGAGGCCCUGCUGAGAAAGGGAGGCUUGGCUUCGGUAAAGUGGGUGAGGGUGUGGCUGGAGCUGUCUCGGUCAGACCUGAGCUUCUACCCGAGCGAAAGGCGGCAGGGAAACCUGGGGAAGCUCGCCGCCUUGACGGGAGAAGCCCCCCCGGAGGUCUGCGUGGCUCCGUGCAUCGUGCACCUGUCCACGCCGGGGGUGGAGGCCUACGCGGACAGCCUGGCCGACUCCUUCUGCGUGUCCACCAACAAGAACCUCUACACAUUUCGCCUGGCUCUGAACAGCGCGCACCGCGAUGACUUUGCCGAGGAGCGCGACCACUGGGUGCGCGAGAUCGAGUCCGUGUGCCGGGGCUACAAACGGAUGUCUCACACCUCGACAAACGCCUCCGCACAAGACUGCACCCCCGCCUCCGCCCCCGUCUGCGACGACGCCGCCACCGGCAGCACGGUCGCGCCCCCAGCGGCACCGCCCGCAGGGGAAGGUCCCGGAGUUCCGGCGCCCGCCGAUCCCGUCCGCGGCAACGAAGACGGCGGCUUGAAGAUCCCGGCGGCGGCCGGGAACGCGGCUCCCGAAGCAAGCUCGGCAAACGGCGCGCCAGGCUCGGCUACUCCCGAAGCGCCGAGCUCGGACGACGAGCUGUUGUCCGGCACGCCCGCGGCGUACCGGAGUGACCGCGCUCCGGGCGUCGAGCCGCCGUACGGCGACGGCGGCGGCGGCGCGCGGAGCCAGGACCCGGACGAGCCGGACACGCCGCUCUUCUCCUGCUUCAAGCCAAACGAGCCCCGGGACGCGCCCGCCAUCGUCCCGUCGCGCGCCGCGCCCGGGCUGCCCCCGGUCGCGCCGCCGCCUCCGGUGUUCUACGUAAAGCCGCGGGCCGAUGACGUGGUGCGGACCAAGGCGCUGCACUGGGACCCCGUGCAGUCCGACAGGAUCGCUAAGUCCAUGUGGGCUCAGAUGCGCGGGGACGUUGGUGCGCUGGACCUGGUCCGCCUUCGGGAUGCCUUCCGUCUGGAGACAGUGCAGGUGCCCAUCAUCUCCACAUCCCAGCCAACGGCACAGAUCUUGCUGAACUCCAAGGUGGCGCAGAACUUCUGCAUUUUUCUGCGCGGGUUCCGAGUUCAGCCGGCGCAGCUCCGCGAGCAGCUGCUCGUCCUUCGCGGCGACUUGGAAACGGGAAUCACGGACGAGCAAAUCGCGGAACUGCGGCGAUUCGUGCCGACGGCGGAAGACGUGGAGAUGUACAAGCCACACGUGAAGCGACGAGCAGCCCUGCACCAGGUGGACCAGUACAUGCUGGAGAUGUGCAGCAUCCCCUUCCUUGGCGAGAGACUGGAGCUGCUGAUGAUCGUUCGUGAGUUCCCGGGACAGAUCAGGGAGCUGAAACCGCUCGUCGCGCACCAGCUCUCGCGCUGCUCCCAGCUGGCGGCCAGCAAGAAGUUCCCGUGCGUGCUCGAGUACGUGUUGCUCGUGGGCAACCGCCUCAACGAGACGGCCGGACGGAGCCCCAUCAAGGGCUUCUGCCUCUCGACGCUGCCCAAGCUGAUGGAAACAAAAGGCCAGAACAGGAAGUACACUCUGCUGUGCUUCCUGGUGGAGCAGAUUAAGGUGCAUCGCCCAGAGCUCCUGGACUUUGCCCAGGAGCUCCAGAGCCUCAAGUCUGGCUCGACUGCGUCCAUUAAGGGGCUCACGGCAGAAAUGGACGUGCUAAAGCAGUCGCUGGUCAAGCUCCAACAGUACCACGGCACACUCAAGAAGUCACUCAAGAGCGAGUCUGAGACCAAGUUUUUGGUGGAGCUCAAGGUAAUGAUCAACAAGUUUAAGGGAGAACUCAACGACCUGGGGACGCAGAUCAGUGACUUGCGCAGAUCGUACACGGCUCUCAUGGUUAGGUUUGGAGAAACGACUGAGCGGGACUCUGAGCAGUUCUUCGGUUGGACGACGGAAUUCAUGGAUGCAUUUACCGCUGCGCUCAGGAGCGGAAAGUCUGCGGAGAAAGGGCGACUUUGUGCCUUCUGACCCGGCAGACGGGCCAUCUGGAGUGCUGAGUCGACUUCCAACAGGCGUUUGCAUGAAGCAGCCACGGGCGAUAUUUUUGAGCAUCUUUUGCCAACAUGCAUUUCAUAUUUUUUGGAUAAUAAUUUGAGUUGCACACUGAAGUCUAUUCAAGUAGCAUUUUAAAUUCACUUAUUAGACAGAACAAAUGAUAGCUUGUAAUGGAUGCAAAAGAAAUUCACCCCAGAUGAAAGUGAAUUUGAUUGAAGUGAGUUGGUCAGUGAAAAACAGGCCAUGAAAUAAUUUCUCUAAUAGAGGUUGUUUGGGUUAGAUCGCAUAAAUAUAAAUGUGUCGUUAAACCCGCCACCGCCUGACACAACCAAUUAGUAAGAUUCGUCACGUUAAGCAAAACAUGCCAAUCCGUUACUUGUGCAGCACACCAGUUGUGUGUUGGAGAGUAAACCCAUUUAAAAGAUGUAAAAUAAUCAUCUCCCUUGCUCUUUUGCUGCCCCCCGUUGCAGCGGUAUGAACACGCUUAUCAGUGUCUUUACACGUGCAUCUUGCUCGAGAUCGCGCCAAAUUGUAUGCAUUUAUUAUUGCAGAGCGCUCACGCUAAAUCCACAUCGCUUACAUUUCACUUAAGUUAUGUCCUUCGCAAAUGCGCGGACAGUGCUGGUUCACGUGAAAAAUAAAACAAUUUGUACGUUGGGUCACAAGAUGCGCUUAUUGAAGAAAUUGUGGCCUAAAUGACGUGUGGCCACGCAAUCUUUGGAGCUCUUUGGAAUCGGGCAUUUGUAAUGUGACCAGUAACACGGCGAGUAAUUCAGCAGCGAUUCCCUGCUCAAUUGGGAAUUGGACAUUGAGGCGUUGCUCAUCUCCUUUUAAACAGCCUUGAUCCAGUGGUGGGAAUUCCACAUUUCUAUGGCAAGGGUGAGUCAUUCCAGAGGACAACCUUCCACAAAGUGGUACCAUUUUAUGGCACCAAGUGGGAUAAUGGGCUGAGUGAACCCCCAAUCAGGAUUUGAAGUCACAACCCCCUGAUUGCGAGCAGCUUGCUCUGCCACUGAGCCACAGUCGUUAAACUAAAAACUUUAACGAAACUAUUUUUGUUUUACCAGGUAAGGCCCACUGAGCUAUAUAGGUCUUUUUUAGAAGCGACCUGGCCACAAAUGAUAGCUCAAUGAAGUGGCUUAUCACGUGGAAAUGUAUUGCAGCCAAAUACGAUGUUGAUUCUAAAUGUGGUGAAAAACGGAAGACCCAGAAAAAAAUCUACGCGACCAGGGGUAGAGAACUCAAAUAUACAGCAGGCGUCAGGGUUGGGAACGAACCCACUACCUCCUGUAUACCAGGACGAGGUCGUUAACAUCUCGCCACCGUAAUUAUCAAUGCGAGUGGUUAUGAGAAAGUAACGAGUAAUGUCCAAGGAACAACUGAAGCUGUGGAAAGAAUUGUACACACAAUUGCUUACCAAAUUAAUGAACUGUGCAAAACGAGCAAAGUGCUGUUGGUCCAACCAUAAAUGUUUAGUUAAAUGUGCCUCUUUCGUCAUGGCUACAUUGUAUAUUUUUUGUUCAUUAUUUCCACGAGGUCAUCGUUAAAGUGACAUGCAAACCGGUCUUCUUUUGUUGGGUUUCGUUGAGCAAAUAGCUAGCACUUAUAUUUCUUUGUUACGAGAUUUAAGAAAUCUCCAUUCGAGGCCGAUUUUU
Molecule: messenger RNA, 4471 nt
Organism: Lethenteron reissneri (Far Eastern brook lamprey)
Lineage: Eukaryota; Metazoa; Chordata; Hyperoartia; Petromyzontiformes; Petromyzontidae
Product: formin-A-like
Source: RefSeq, a predicted model, not a curated record